AUGGAGGAAUCAUCCACAACCAGCCUACCCACCCAAGACUUUCAAGAUGAUAUUUCAGAUGGCGAAGGUUACUUUGAGGAUGCGGAUGAUAUGCUGGAAUCCGAUUUAGAAGAGGAGGAAGAUGACGAUACUGAUUUGGAAACCGGCUUCCGUGCUGCUGCCACUGAGUUGAGACAGAACCACUACAGCUUCUCCAAACCUGACGCAUUGUACGAGUUUCUCUACAGGUUCAGAGACGUUACCGGGCUGGUUACGGAAGAUUCUGGUACCCUCUUGCAUGUUGCCAUUGAACUCGCCAAGACCGACAAGGACGUCCGCUCCAGCAACAUGAUGCCACUUAUCCAAAGCAUAGUCAAAGAGCAUCCCCAGUUGUUAACGGCAAGGAAUUCCGAGGGCCUUACACCUCUAUACAUGGCAAUUUGCACACGAAAACCCCUUCUGAUUGAAGCCAUACUAUCCGACUGUGCCAAGUAUGCAGAGUGGCAGUCAGCAGUCCAAGAUUCUAUCGAAAUUCCUAAUGUUCAACAAAACAACAGGUCUUGCUUGCACAUGGCCUUUCGAUUGGACAUACAUGUUCAAUUCUGCUUCAACUACAAAGGCCUCCCUUCAACCAUCACAGACACUGCCUUCGAAUCGGCCUUCGGAAGGAUGAAGUUUGACGAUACACUCCAAUUUGUCUCGUGUCCGAAUGUGAAGGUCGAACUAACUGGUCGUCGCCGACUCCUCCAUGACACACAGAAGGGCGGGAAAGGACGUCGAGACGUGCAAUUCUUUUUUGAUUGGCUGUAUACUAAAGGUGUUCGCUACAUCAUCAGGGUCGCCGUCGAAGAAUCUGGUGAGUUCCCGCACAGUGACCAGGCGAUAUUGGAGUCACUGGAAAGGAUACAGGUUGAGCACCUUAACUGGCAAAAGGUCGAUAUGGACCCCCAGGUCGUUUGUAGAUUGGGAGCCAAGGCAACUUGGCGACAAGAUGAUUCAGGAAAAUCUAUAAGCUCUGGCAGUGAAAUCAAAGAGUUAACUCUCUCUUGGAGUGGUAAUAAUGCGGUUUUGAGGGCUUGGAGUGAGCCGGAAGGGUUACUGUUGCUGCCCAGACUGAGGAAGAUCAAUAUUAUUGUCCCUCCAGCCGAGGAGAUGACCGAGUCUCAAGAAUGGUUAUCAAAUUGUAUUCAAGACUUUCGUCAACGUAUAGACAGACUAUCACUUGGAGUUGUAGUCCCAAAAGAGGGCGAGAGCGGCAAAUUUCGGAAGACGGAACUUGUUCCAGAUUCCGAAUCUACUAAGAGAGACAUUGAGGUUUUCUUUAUUCAGAAGAAGGGGGAGGGUAGGGACUGGGAGGAGCUUGGUACCCUUGGCCAAAGUCGAGCAAUUGCUGAGUCACGAGCUGGGCAUAGAUGGCUUGAUUCAGUUUAUGGGUUCGCAGAUGUCAUCAAACCAAUGUGGCAUCAAUUAUACAACAACACAGAUAUCGCAGAUGAUGUCGUGGUCGCCCUGAUAGACGAUGGUAUCGACGCUUACGGUUCUUCCGUAUCGGAAAACAUUAUAGGUGGAAAAAGCUUUGCAUUUGACCACGAAAGCAAUGUUGCCAGCCCCUAUUACGUCUCACAGUUUGGUCACGGUACAGUUAUGGCGAGAGCAGUUGUGAGAGUUUGUCCAAUGGCCAAGCUCUAUCCCUUGCGAGUCAACAUACUCGUCUCUAAAACUGAAUCUGGAAAGUCAGAUGUCGAUCUAAAAUCGGCCGCUCUUGCUGUACAGGCAGCAAUCAAUCGAAAGGUCAAUAUCAUUCUUAUAUCCUGGUCGAUCGAAACCGCCAAUGCCAAUUCCAGUGCCCAUGAUAAGGACAUGCUCUAUAAGAUGCUUCAGAAGGCGUAUGAUCAUGAAAUCCUCAUGUUUUGUCCCUCUUCUGACAGCGAAGAGCUACAAACUUCUUCACCCCUUCGCCCCGAUCUCUUCUUUCGAGUUGGAACAGCUCGCGAUGACGGCGGAGUACUCGGUCGAUCCGUACUUACUUCAGAUACCGACUUCAUAUUCCCCGGAAGCGAAGUCAUUUUACAGCACGAAAUCGACAGUUCCAGGCAUUCCAACGAGAGUCCAGACACCGACGCCAUUAGCAUGUAUUCUGGUUCAUCCGUCAGCGCUGCCAUGGGAGCAGGACUUGGAGCCAUUCUUAUCUGCUCGUUUAAAUUUAUCUUGCGGAAGUUUGCACUGAAAGAAUAUCGCACUCGUCUAGCUUUGGAACGAGACUACAGGGUCAACAGGGAAGCGUUACAAAGUCGCCAUGUCAUGAUACAGGCGUUUCAAAACCUUGGCUCAAUGAUAGAUAGCAGAUUUGUGAAGGCUUGGGAAACUCUUGAUCCAAUAAUCGAAGAGAUGAAAGACGCUUCAUUGGAAGAUCCUGGCCUUGAUCGCUUAGCCCGUUUUUUCAUGCAAUUGGAGCUUCAAGGUGAUAAAUAG
Messenger RNA from Fusarium sp. VM40, 2451 nucleotides. NCBI's taxonomy places the organism in Eukaryota, Fungi, Ascomycota, Sordariomycetes, Hypocreales, Nectriaceae. The record is from the annotation of a GenBank genome assembly.